CUCCGUGAAUUUCAAAAUGCACAAACAAUGUUAUUCGCUAUUGAGGAAAUAAACAACAGAACUGAUAUUCUUCCUGAUAUUAAACUUGGAUAUAAAAUCUAUGAUUCCUGCGGAGCAGUAGAUAUAACUACAAGAGCCUCCUUGAACUUAGUUAAUGACCAUGGACCAAAUAUAUCUCCAAUGUCUUGCUUUAAACCUGAUUCAGUGCAAGCAAUCAUAGGUGAAACAUCUUCUAGUGCCUCUAUUGCCAUUGCUGCUACUGUGGGACCUUUAAAAAUACCAGUGGUUAGUCACUUAGCAACAUGUGCAUGCUUAAGUGACAGGAAGAAAUUUCCAUCUUUCUUCAGAACUGUUCCCAGUGAUUACUACCAGAGCAGAGCUUUGGCUAAGUUGGUUAAGCAUUUUGGCUGGACAUGGGUAGGGGCCCUAUGUAGUGAUAGUGAAUAUGGAAACAAUGGCAUAAAUCAAUUUAUUAUUGCAGCUAAAGAAGAGGGAAUCUGUAUUGAGUAUUCCAAAUCAUUUUUUUGGAGAGACCCCAGAGAAAAACUUCUGAAAAUAGUUGAAACUGUCAAAACUUCAACCUCCAAAGUUAUUGUAGCAUUUGUCUCAUACUCUGACCUUGGUGUUCUUCUAAAGGAAAUGGCCUUACAGAACUUGACUGGGUUUCAGUGGAUUGGAAGCGAGUCCUGGAUCUCUGCUAUAAAUCCAGCUAAUGCUCAAUGGCAGCAUCUUCUAAUAGGAUCUAUGGGUUUCGCUAUGCCAAAAGGCCAAAUCAAAGGUCUUGGGGAAUUUUUGACAAACGUUAAUCCAGCUUCUGAUGCAUCUAUUUACAAAGAGUUGUGGGAGACAAUAUUUAAAUGUAAGCUUGCUACACAAGAAAAUAUUGAUCCAAAUACAAUGUGCAAAAACAAUGAAAGUCUCAGUCAAGUUCAAAACCUUUAUACAGAUGUUUCAGAAUUAAGAGUUGCUAAUAAUGUUUACAAAGCUGUUUAUGCCUUGGCUCAUGCUCUGCAUAGCAGAUAUAGCUGUUCAAAUAGGGAUAGUGGACACAUUGGUUAUACCGCAUGUGCAAACAUAACAGAUGACAAACCAGGGCAGGUUGUCAAUGAGAUGACAAAACUCCAUUUUACAACUACAGCAGGAGAGGAUGUAUUCUUUGAUAAAAAUGGAGACCCAGCAGCAAGGUAUGAACUGCUGAAUUGGCAACAAGAUAAAUAUGGUAAAAUAUUCCUUGUUAAAGUGGGCUUCUAUGAUGGCUCUUUGCAACCACCAUUUCAGCUUUCAUUUAACAACAUCAGUAUAGCCUGGGCAAACAACAAACCACAGGUGCCAGUCUCAAUGUGUAGUCCAAGUUGUCCCCUGGGCACAAGGAAGGCUGUGCAGAAAGGAAGGCCUAUCUGCUGUUUUGACUGUAUACCAUGUGCAGAGGGGGAAAUAAGUAAUUUCACAGAUUCUAUAACUUGUAUAAAGUGCCCACCUGAACUGUGGUCUAAUGCCAGGAAACAUGCCUGUGUCUUAAAGCUGGUGGAAUUCCUGUCAUUUGAGGAAAUAAUGGGAAUCAUUCUUGCAUCAUUUUCUUUGUUAGGAGCAUCAUUCACCAUCUGCAUUGCUGUAAUCUUUUUUAAACACAAGGAGACCCCGGUUGUUAGAGCAAAUAAUUCAGAACUAAGCUUCUUGCUGCUGUUUUCUCUGACUCUUUGUUUUCUCUGUUCUCUUGCAUUUAUUGGUCAGCCUUCUGCAUGGUCAUGUAUGCUGCGCCAUACAGUGUUUGGGACCACAUUUGUCCUUUGCAUCUCCUGUAUUUUGGGAAAAACAGUAGUGGUGUUAAUGGCCUUCAGGGCUACACUUCCAGGCAGUAAUGUCAUGAAAUGGUUUGGUCCUCUACAGCAGAGACUAAGUGUACUCAUCUUCACUCUUGUUCAGGUCAUUAUUUGUGUGGUGUGGCUAACAAUAUCCCCUCCAUUUCCCUACAAAAAUAUUAAGUACUACAAGGAGAAGAUUAUAUUAGAAUGUGAUGUAGGUUCAGCUAUAGGUUUUUGGGCUGUGCUGGGUUAUAUAGGAUUGCUGGCUGUUUUGUGUUUUAUUUUGGCUUUUCUGGCCCGCAAGCUGCCUGAUAAUUUCAAUGAAGCCAAAUUUAUCACAUUUAGCAUUCUUAUAUUUUGUGCAGUUUGGAUCACCUUUAUCCCUGCUUAUGUCAGCUCUCCUGGAAAAUUCACUGUAGCUGUAGAGAUAUUUGCCAUUUUAACAUCCAGCUUUGGUUUACUUUUUUGCAUAUUUCUUCCCAAGUGUUAUAUCAUCAUAUUGAAGCCUGAGAAGAACACUAAGAAGCUAAUUAUGGGUAAAGGAACUGCUAAAUGA
Molecule: messenger RNA, 2358 nt
Organism: Clarias gariepinus (North African catfish)
Lineage: Eukaryota; Metazoa; Chordata; Actinopteri; Siluriformes; Clariidae
Product: extracellular calcium-sensing receptor-like
Exons: 5
Coding region: 28-2358 (776 amino acids)
Biological process (GO): G protein-coupled receptor signaling pathway
Cellular component (GO): membrane
Molecular function (GO): G protein-coupled receptor activity
Source: RefSeq, a predicted model, not a curated record